Molecule: messenger RNA, 1672 nt
Organism: Camelina sativa (false flax)
Lineage: Eukaryota; Viridiplantae; Streptophyta; Magnoliopsida; Brassicales; Brassicaceae
Product: long chain acyl-CoA synthetase 2-like
Biological process (GO): fatty acid metabolic process; wax biosynthetic process; cutin biosynthetic process
Cellular component (GO): endoplasmic reticulum; membrane
Molecular function (GO): long-chain fatty acid-CoA ligase activity
Source: RefSeq, a predicted model, not a curated record
CAAACUUCACCACCGAUUCCCAGAGACUUUUAUUAACCUUCAAAACAUUUAUUUAUUUUUCCAAUCUUCAAAUAGAGACACUCACACUCCUUAUCUUCCUCAUCCUCCAUCCCACUUUCCUCUUCAAUUAAAGGUAGAUACCUCAUUAUAUUAACACAAAAUGGCUUCAGCGGCGGAUCAUGUGUUGGUGGUGGAAGAUGGACGGCCAGCCACGGCGGAUAAUCCAUCGGCUGGACCUGUUUAUCGAUGUAAGUACGCUAAAGAUGGACUCCUCGAUCUCCCUACUGAUAUUAAUUCUCCUUGGCAGUUCUUUAGUGAGGCUGUGAAGAAAUAUCCGAAUGAGCAAAUGUUAGGCCGACGCUUAACGACUGAUUCUAAGGUUGGUCCAUAUACAUGGAUCACAUAUAAGGAAGCCCACGAUGCUGCAAUUCGGAUUGGAUCAGCCAUUAGAAGCCGAGGUGUUGAUCCGGGACAUUGUUGUGGAAUCUACGGAUCUAACUGUCCAGAAUGGAUUAUUGCAAUGGAGGCCUGCAUGAGCCAAGGGGUGACAUAUGUACCUCUAUACGAUACUUUAGGCGUAAACGCAGUUGAAUUCAUCAUCAACCAUGCCGAGGUUUCGCUAGUAUUUGUUCAAGAGAAGACAGUUUCAUCCAUCUUAUCGUGCCAAAAAGGAUGUUCUUCGAAUUUGAAGACUAUUGUGAGCUUCGGGGAAGUCUCGAGUACACAAAAGGAAGAAGCUAAGAACCAAUGUGUUUCUUUAUUUUCAUGGAACGAGUUCUCACUAAUGGGGAACUCAGAUGAGACAAAGCUACCACCUAAGCGAAAGACAGACAUCUGCACAAUAAUGUACACAAGCGGGACGACUGGAGAACCCAAAGGUGUAAUCUUAAACAAUGCAGCCAUGUCGAUCCAAGUUUUAUCCAUUGACAAAAUGCUUGAAGUCACUGAUCGACCGUGUGACACGAGCGAUGUGUUCUUCUCGUACUUGCCAUUAGCACAUGUCUAUGAUCAAGUCAUGGAGAUUUACUUUUUAUCUAGAGGCUCUUCUGUUGGAUACUGGCGUGGCGACAUACGGUACUUGAUGGAUGACGUUCAGGCUUUGCAACCUACUGUGUUUUGCGGUGUUCCACGAGUUUACGACAAAGUUUAUGCCGGUGUAAUGCAAAAAAUUUCAGCUAGUGGCUUGAUACGCAAGAAAAUCUUUGAUUUUGCCUAUAACUACAAAUUGGGGAAUAUGAAAAAAGGAUUCUCCCAAGAGGAAGCUUCUCCUCGUCUAGACAGACUUAUGUUCGAUAAGAUAAAAGAAGCAUUUGGAGGGAGAGCUCAUAUGUUGUUAUCAGGUGCAGCGCCUCUACCACGUCAUGUUGAGGAGUUCUUGAGAAUCAUUCCUGCCUCUAACCUCUCUCAAGGUUAUGGGUUGACUGAGAGUUGUGGAGGAAGCUUCACGACCUUAGCCGGAGUAUUUUCUAUGGUGGGGACAGUGGGUGUGCCAAUGCCUACGGUGGAGGCAAGGCUAGUGUCCGUACCGGAGAUGGGUUACGACGCCUUUUCCGCUGAUGUGCCAAGAGGAGAGAUUUGUCUUAGAGGGAAUUCAAUGUUUUCUGGUUACCAUAAAAGACAAGAUCUAACUGAUCAAGUCCUUAUCGAUGGAUGGUUUCACACAGGUAUUUAA